Molecule: messenger RNA, 2682 nt
Organism: Manihot esculenta (cassava)
Lineage: Eukaryota; Viridiplantae; Streptophyta; Magnoliopsida; Malpighiales; Euphorbiaceae
Product: putative receptor protein kinase ZmPK1
Exons: 1
Coding region: 213-2582 (789 amino acids)
Biological process (GO): protein phosphorylation; recognition of pollen
Molecular function (GO): ATP binding; protein serine/threonine kinase activity
Source: RefSeq, a predicted model, not a curated record
ACUUUAUAAUAAAAUUUUCAAGAAUUAUAUAGAUCCCCAGUUGAAAUUCCAAACAGAGCCUUCAUUUCGUCAUUCACACCUGGGAUAUCGGAGAUAAGUUGCUCACUCCCUUUCCCUUAUAUAAAUAACUGAGAUUAUUACAGUUUUGGUCGGAAAUUGCAGAUUACUCUCCGCCUAAUUAGACACUAAUUGCCUGAGCUUUCACAAAAUCCAUGGGGAUUCCAUCUUUAGUUCUUGUUGUGCCUUUAAUUUUAUCCUCACUAUUCUUGUCUUCAGCUUAUGAUACUCUAAGCAAAGACUCAUCUUUAUCAGUAGAGAAUGCAAAUGAUGUUUUGAUAUCGCCAGGCGGCACUUUCAUUGCCGGAUUCUUCCCCGUCGGCGAGAACGCUUACUGCUUUGCCAUAUGGUUCAGUGAAGCCUUCUGCAAUAAUAAUUGCACUGUAGUGUGGAUGGCAAAUCGUGACCAACCAGUUAAUGGGAAAAGUUCAGAGCUCUCUCUACUAAAAUCCGGUAAUCUUGUCCUAACUGAUGCUGGGUCAGUUACAGUUUGGGCUGCGGACACUGUUUCAGAAUCUCCGGUGCACUUGUACCUUCAGGACAGUGGCAAUCUUGUACUGCAGAACUUGGAAGGCGGCGUUCUUUGGCAAAGCUUUGAUUUUCCGACAAAUACUCUACUUCCUCUGCAGAUGCUAGCCAAAAGUAGGCGGCUUGUGUCGUCAAGAAGUGAAAGCAACUAUAGUUCGGGAUUCUUUAAGCUUUACUUCGAUAACGAUAAUGUUCUUCGACUACUGUACGAUGGCCCUGAUACUUCAAGCAUUUAUUGGCCAGAUCCUGAGCUUUUGAGCUGGGAAGCUGGGAGAUCUACUUACAACAGCAGUAGAACUGCAAGUUUUGAUUCUUUGGGCAAUUUCAGUUCAUCAGAUGAUUUCAAUUUUAUGUCAGCAGAUUAUGGGGUGAAAAUCCAGAGAAGAUUGACCAUUGAUUUCGAUGGUAAUCUUCGAUUGUACAGUCGAAAAGAUUGGAACGAUACGUGGACUGUUUCAUGGCAAGCCAUGUCUGAACCUUGCAGGAUUCAUGGAAUUUGUGGACCUAACAGUAUCUGCAAAUAUGUUCCUAUCUCUGGUAGGAAAUGUUCCUGCCUUCAAGGAUUCAAGAUGAAGGAUGCAAGUGACUGGUCUUUGGGUUGUGAACCAGAAUUCAAUCUUUCAUGUUCAGCAAAUGAGACAACUUUUGUCCGACAAACACAUGUCGAAUUUUACGGCUAUGACUUCGCAUUCUUUUCAAAUUACACAUUAGAUAUGUGUGAAAAUCUAUGCUCUCAAAGAUGUGAUUGCAAAGGAUUCCAAUUCAAGUUCAUCAAGCAUGAUUAUCCCAGUAAUAUUCCUUACUGUUUCACAAAGACCCUUUUGCUAAACGGGCGUCUUUCGCCGAAUUUCGAAGGAGAUCUUUACUUGAAAGUGCCAAAAACAAGUCCUGUCUCCCCGCCUGUAGAAGAAUCCGGACUAAGUUGCUCCGGCGAAGUUGCCAAGCUACUUGACAGAGAAUAUGCAGAACACCAUGAAAAUGGAUCCCUUAAGUUUGUCCUUUGGUUUGCUUGGACCAUUGGAGCAAUUGAGUUCUUCUGUAUUUUCUUAGUAUGGUGUUUCUUGAUCAGAACCCACCAGAACACAGGAGCAGUUAAGCUAGGUUAUCUUCAAAUAGCAACAGGCUUCAGAAAGUUCACCUACGCCGAGCUGAAAAAGGCGACAAGGGGUUUCAGGGAAGAAAUCGGAAGAGGAGCAGGAGGAGUUGUAUACAAAGGCAUAUUAUCUGAUCAUAGAGUUGCAGCAAUAAAGAGAUUGAUCAAUGAAGCUAACCAAGGAGAAGAAGAAUUCCAGGCAGAAGUUAAUGUAAUUGGGAAGCUUAAUCACAUGAACUUGAUAGAAAUGUGGGGAUAUUGUGCAGAAGGAAAGCACAGGCUUCUAGUUUACAGCUACAUGGAGAAUGGAUCCUUAGCAGAAAAUCUUUCUUCCAACAACCUUGAUUGGCAAAAGAGAUUUAAUAUUGCCUUUGGCACAGCCAAAGCUCUUGCUUAUUUGCAUGAAGAGUGCCUAGAAUGGGUUCUACAUUGUGAUGUGAAGCCUCAAAACAUACUCUUAGACUGUGAUUACCAGCCAAAGGUCUCAGAUUUUGGCCUAUCUCAUCCACUGAGAGACAGCCAUGAAAUUUCAAAGCUUUCAAGGAUAAGAGGAACCAGAGGCUACAUUGCUCCAGAGUGGGUAUUGAAUCUGCCCAUCACGUCUAAAAUAGAUGUUUAUAGCUAUGGAAUGGUGUUGUUGGAGAUUGUAACUGGAAAGAGCCCAAUGGAAGAUAUAGAAGAUAGAAGGCUGGUUUCAUGGGUGAAAGAAAAGAUUAAAGGAGCUAAUGCUAUGGAUUUGAGGUUGGAAAAGAUUGUAGACACUAAAUUGGAUGGAAAAUAUGAUAAAACCCAGAUGAAAAUUCUUGUUGAUGUGGCCUUGAGUUGUGUUAAUGAAGACAAAGAUGUAAGACCAACCAUGAAACAAGUUGUUGAGAUGCUUCUGCAAUCUACCAUGCAAUAUUGACUGGCUGUAUUUUCUAUUUGUGUCCGUAGAUUAUGUGAGCAUGUUUCUAGAGCAAUUCUACUUACAUCAGGGAUUUAUAUAGCAAUCUUAAAUAAUCAUU